Messenger RNA from Schistosoma guineensis, 210 nucleotides. The record is from the annotation of a GenBank genome assembly. Lineage: Eukaryota; Metazoa; Platyhelminthes; Trematoda; Strigeidida; Schistosomatidae.
AUGACUGACAAUGAUCAUGUUUAUACUUCGAAUAAUAUUGAGUUCUCUGCUACUAUAUUACUUGUUUAUUCUAGAAUCAAUACAAUUCGAUCAUUAUUAUUAUUAUUAUUAUUAUUAUUAUUAUUACUAGUUCCUACUAUUAACCAACAAAAAGCCAAAUCAUAUGAAGAGUUUAAAAUACAAAACAAAAUACUAAAAAGAUUUUAUUAA